Molecule: messenger RNA, 14491 nt
Organism: Porites lobata
Lineage: Eukaryota; Metazoa; Cnidaria; Anthozoa; Scleractinia; Poritidae
Source: the annotation of a GenBank genome assembly
AUGUCCUUUUGUAGCAUUGUAUUGUGUUGCAAAUUUAGUUGUACACCCAUCCAUACUCAGAUGAAUUCAGGGCUCAAAAAGUCGCUCAUCUGGGACAAGUACAUCUUUAUACAGGGCAAGGAUAUUUUCAUGUCUAGUUGGCCAAUGGGGAGGGCCAAGGCGAGUCAUUUCUAACUAAAACUAUGAAAUAAGACAUAAUAUCAAAGGCUUCAUGCAAGUUAACAUUAAGCAAGGCUGUGCUCUAGCAGAGCCCAGUGUCCCCUGGCGCCCAACUUUUGCUCUCGGGUGACUAGGAAAUCUUCCUUUUUUCAUCCAAAUCAUCUUCUGGGCACCCUAGAUUUUACAGGUUCAGAGCACUGAGCUCCCUUCAGUUUUUCCCGGGGCACAGCUUUGUUAAGUGUACGAUGUGGACGACUGCAUGUGCUGUAAUACUCCUGGUCAUUCCAUACACAUGGUAGCCAAGACUGUUUUUCUCUAAUCUCAUUCUCAAAGUGCUUGAUUUGAUCAGUGAAUGGACAGGCCAAUUUUCUAACAAAUGUUUGGAAGGGAUUGCAAAAUCAUGAGGUUAAUCUGUUUUUGUAGUUCCUCCUACAAAUAAUUAGCAAGCAUGCUUUUGGCUUUCACAGUCAAAUACAUGGUUUGCUUUUCUAUGUGUAUAUCAUUCUCUUGUUUCUAUAAUGAUGUGAUGAUGAUGUUUCUAUGUGAUGUUCCCAUUAUUCUUCAAAUACAAACGGCUUCAAACUUCCAAUAGUUGCAGUGAAACGCGGUUUGAUUUUUUGCCAAGCAUCAACUUCAGUGUUGGCAUUGUGGCUUGUAGAUGAACAUAGCUUAUACAUCUGUAUUAGCAGCGUGCAAAGAAAGUCGUGUCCAAUAGCCCGGGGGUAGUGGAUUUUGCUAUUGGGCUAGUAAAUUCUGUUAUUAACUUGCCCAACGGGCAAGUGAUGUUUUUUGAGGAAUUCGAAUAACAAGAACUGUGAAAUCAAUUCUGCUCUUCAAAAAGCUUUUGGGGCUAGUUGAAAUGACGUCUGGGCUAGCAAAUGUUAGCUUCAGCUUGCCCGAAUGGCAAGCUGUAAAAAUGAUUUUUGUUGCACCCUGAUUAGACACUCUUAUUUAGACUGUUUUGCAUUUGUGAGUCCUCCAUUUCUUGUUCUGUUUGCAGUGUGUAUGAGGAUGAUCCCCAUGCGGUUAAUCCCAAUAGCAUCCGGGAAAGAAAAUUGCAGCAACAGGUCUGAUUGGUCAUAGUUAUUGUUCUUGACAUCUUAGUACAAUUUCACACAAUCGAUGACCGUUUUCAUUUACUCCUCAAAUCAUUUCCCUGGUUUUGAAAACUUGUUGACUGUCUGUGUGAAUUAAUCACCAGUACCAAAAAUAACUUAAGUUACCAUGACACCUAAAGUGGUCAAAACUUGUAGGGUUGGUUACCAUCAGAACUGAAGGCUCUCGACACAAGCACUCUUAAAUUAUUUUUUAGUAGCCUUCUCUCAAAUGUAAAUGAAAAUUCAAGGGAAUACAAAGUUAUUGACGUUUGGAUUUACGAAGCUGGUGUACAGUGUACUUUUAGUCCACACAUGCAAAACAUUUUGUUAAUGAACAGAAAGUUUUGAUGUAAGAGGUUCAUCCAAAAAGUAAAUUGAAUAAGAAUCAUGCUCACCAAGCCAAAUGAGUGAUGUAAAAUACAGUGUGUUAACACUUGACGAAAAAGAUUUCCUGAUUGCCUCGGUGUGUUUAGUCGAUUUCAAACAUGGAACUUUACUUCUGCUGAAUGUAAUUUGUUUGUGAGGAAAAUCUACUACAGUUGGUCAAUGUCAUUACAUUUGACGUGGGCCUUAUUAUUUCCAGCUCUGCUUUUCAUCUCAUAAGUCUUAAAUUUACCACUUCUCAGCCAUCAACACAUACUGUACAAUGAGAUGAAUAUCAGUUUUUUAAUUUUAAUGUUUCAGAGAGAUCUUAUGAGAAAAAAGCAAGAAAUGAAGAGGGCGCAACCAGGUUAGUGCCUUAAAAAGAAAAUCUUAUCUCCACCUUCAGUUGUAUAACAAUGGUUUAAAAGCAGGUUUAAAUACAUGGUGCCUACAGUACAUUGUUGUUAUACAUUAACUUUAUUUUUUCCAGGAAUUGUAAAAUGUUAGGAGGUGGAUUAAAUGAGAGGUCUCAUGCAAGUUGUAAUUUUACAUCCAUGCACUUAAAAGAUAGGAAACCAUUGUUUUCCAGAGUCGAAAAAAUGCAAAUCUUGUUAGUCCAUUACUGUAAAAGGUGAAAAAGGGAUCUAAACCAAUUUAAUACUGGAACUUUUGACAGUUGAUUCAUAGGAUUCGGAGAAAUGAUGACAAUUAGUCAGGAGGGAAUAAUUCAAUUAGAUGUAAAGAAUAUUAAGUUGUCUUUCUGGCAGUUGUGGUCUCUAAUUAUGUCAGUCUGUAUCUCCAAUUUUUAACAGCCAUUGUUUUCAGAACUUAGUGCUUCAUUAUAACAAACGCAUUGUUGGACCAGCAAAAUAAUGUUGUACAUGUAAUGUCAUAGGAUUGUUUACCUGGUGCACCUGGGUUUUAAUUAAGGUGUAUGUGUAGUUUAGGUCAAAAGGCUGCAGUACUUGCGUGUGUAUUUUUGAGAUUAAUACAUUUUUUAAAUCAGUUAUUCUAAAUUUUCAUUUUGUAAAGUUCAAUCAAACCAAAGGUGUGAACAAAUGUGGUGUGUGUUUUAAUCUGUAUCCAUUAUCCAUUUAUAAACUUUUAUUUCAUAAAAUCCAGGGAUGGUUCAAGCAAAUGAUGUAGUUCGUCCAAUGUCCCGUCACUCUGAAAGAAGUCCUCUUGUCCUGGGUGGUACACAGCUUCAUGGUGAGACAGUGAAAUAUGUUUUUAUCACUGGAAUUUUUUUCCUUAAAAACAUCCAAUUGUCUUUGGCCUCUCCAAGAAAUAAAACUUUUUCUUGCAGAGUCUUUGAGUUGGGAAAUAAAUUGUUUUAAACACUGAUACCUGCAUAUGUAGGCCAUUACUUUGUUGUCAUUUAAACUAGUGUAUGUGGUGUCUAAUGUUGCAUGUGCUUCCUAUAUCUUGUUUUUUACAGGCUUGUAAAAACGCAUCUGUGCAUUUUAUGAUUUUAACUCAAAACCUAUGCCAACUCUAGAAAUUGUGCAUUUAAGUGAAGUUCAAACAGAACAUUAUUUUACACAUUGUACUCCAAACUUUGUCAGUUGUGCAUUGAUGAAAGUACUGUACAAGAUUUGCUUCAAUGUCCAAUUUGUAGUACAAUACAUUUGUUGCAAAUGCUGUAGUUAAUUUUUUAUCUCAGGUAAUUUUUAUUUUUCCUUUGUAUCAACUUUAUUAGUAUACAUAACCUUACCCAAAAACAAAAGAAAAAUAAAAAUUACCUGAGAUAGAAAUUCAACUGCAACACAAAUCACUUGCUGACCAGGUCCUUGGUAAACCAGUUAAUUUUCUUUUGCUCAAAUCUCAAUAAUAGUUAUAAUUCAGCUGUUCCCUAGCACCUGAAGCUUUGUAAUCUUCAUUGUUUACUGUUUGUUUGUUGUUAUACUGUAGGUAUUGAUGGUCCAGUUACCAGUACUUACAGUGCACCUCCAGAACCUGCUGUUGGUGGUCUGCUGGUAAAUGUUGGAUCAGAGGAGGUCGAACCACCACCACGAACAAAAGUAAAUUUAUGAAAAUUGUAUAAAAUAUUUGUAUAAAAUUAAUGCAGCUGACAGCUUCACAUGUUGGCUUGCCUUAUGCAUGUGCAUGUGAAUGUUUUGACAGCAAGGUUAACAGUCUCAAAAGGUACUUGAAUUUUCCCCCAAAUUAGAAAAACACGAAGCAAAUUUAUGCAGUAUGGAUAUAGCAAUUUUUAAUAAAAAAGAAUUGUUUACACUGUAAUUGGUUGGCUAGACUCUACAUUAUUUGCCUGAUGUUUUGUGCAUGGAUUUAUUAGCAGUUAAUUAAGUCCUUUAUCUGACCUGUCAACUCUCAUGAUAUCGCCGUAAGUGUCAGGAUUAAUUUUUUUCUAUCUUUCUUCACAGACUCCCAACAAAACUCCCAAUCUCAAGGGGUUUUUUGGGGGGGGGGGCUGGGGCAGAAUCAUUUGGAAGUGCAAUUGUAUACUCCACCCUGUUGAAUAACAAACUAAAAAUUUAAUGAGGAAUCCUAGUGCCAUGAACUAAAGCAAUCAAUGACAGUGGUGUAAUAAAAAUUAACACUUACUGUUCUUACCAAAUAGUGAUAAUUUUCCUUCUGUUUACUGUUAAGGCCUAGCUACUUAGUACUAGUCCAGAAGUUAAGCAUUAAUAUUUAAAUCAACACUUUACCCCAAUGGAAAAAGGGUUGGUAAUUUUAUUCUUGAGCGGGAAAAAUAGCCUCACACUAUUUUUUGUACAAAUUAUCUCCAGGCAGGUUUGUGCAUGUACCUUUUACUUCAUUGGAACACUGUACAAAAAUGUAUUUUUCCAUUUUGCCAAAAGUAGUAUUACGCUUAAGGUUUCCUUCAUUUUAAAGGUAAUUUUUUUGGUGUUUAUGGUUAUGACAGUCCCAUUUAAAAGAAACACAUAAUUAUUACCUCUACUUCAAAUUAUUAUUUGCAGCACACCACUGAUACUGAACGCAAGUUAGCAGCAAUGGGCAUUUCCUCAAGUGCAGAUUUUGCAGGCUUCAAGGAUGAUUUUGAUGAACCUGAGUUAACAUCACAAGUCAUCGCUCCAGCAAGAGCAAGAACACCAUCGCCAAACUUUCAAUCAACGCCACCACCCUCAUAUGAUUCUGCUACAAAGACAAAAAAGGUAUUAACAGCUAGUAUUCAAGGUUGGGGUCUGACAAAAUUUGAGAUAAGCCCAGUGCUCUGAACUUGUGCAUGUAUUUCAUGUAAAGAUCAUGAAUAUUUUUGCUGUAACUUUGAAAGAGUGUGGUAUUUAUUUGCUACUGGAUCAUUUUGGUAUUGGUGUUAAGUGUUGGAAGAAUUUAUAGGUUGUAGUACACAAUGUAGAUGAUUAAGAAAGAACAAGUUAUUAUAUUAUAAAUACAUGCACAUGUAUGUUCUGCAUUUUACAUGUAAUACAGUUCCUUUAGUCUGAUCGAGAUGACGACUAGCUCCAAUUAAUAAUGAACUAAAGAUAAAUAUAAGUUAUGGUAUGCUUUAAGUUCAAACCCAGCUUAAUCCAUUUCAGAUCAUUAUUAUAUACCUGUAUGUACAAUGUAUAUAAAUAUACAGUGAUAGUAAUAUUUAAACACUAGCAGGUGGCUACACUUUAUGUCGUGACUAAUAAGUUGUAAUGAAUAAUGUAUUAAAAUACAGCACUUUUACUACUCAGUGUUUAAAUGGCAACAAUAAUAAUUUUAUGUUGUUUUUACUUUGUAGCCAUCAAUUGCCAAUAGCAGAGAAUCACCUGAUGUCGAUGAUCUUGAAAAAUUUGUAUUUGAGUAAGUGCUAAAUAAUAUUAGAGAGAUUUAAAGUCACGUUUGUGGUAAACAGCAUAUGUCAGAUUAAAGUUGAAAAUUUCCCACUGAUAAGCAGAUUAAAACAGUACAAACCAGUUCUUAUGGAUAAAAUUGGUGCGUUGGUCAUGCGGUGCAAAUUCAUGUUUGCCAUUUGCUGACUAAAACGUGACUCUCCAUCUCUCUUAUUAAAAUAAUGAUCAUGCUUUCUUUUAUUGUUUUUGAUAGCCCAGCCCCACAAGGCACCACAAUUAAAUGCAGAAUAACUAGAGACAAAAAGGGAAUGGAUAGAGGAAUGUAUCCCACAUAUUUCCUCCAUAUGGAAAAAGAUGAUGGAAAAAAGGUACUAUACCUUAUGUUUCUUACAGCAAAGGAGCAUGCAUAUAUUAUUUUUGUAUUCUGUUUACUUUGAAUCAAAGCAGCCAUUUUUUACUCAAAUUCAUUCCUUUUUUUUGUGCAUUCAGAACAAAAAGUUUGCAUUACUCGUAAUUCCUGGAUUGGCCCAUACCCUUGCCCUCAGCUACAAUUUUUACCAAAUGUUUUUUACUAACAUAUAAGUUUCAUUUUCUUUGUCAUAUGAUGUUGUGUAGUGGCAAAUUUUAGCAUUUUAACUUAAAAUAGAAAGAUAUUUGAAAUAAAAGGGAGGCAAAUGAUGAAUGUCUGAGCAUAUGUUAAUAUAAUAAACACAAUACCACAUGGAAAGUGUUCUGUACAGUAUUUACCACUCUUGUUUUUUACAGUUUUUAUAAAUUGUCUGUUGUGCACUUGAAAUUUUAUUGGCUUGCUUUGUCAUAUAAGCCUGAAACAUAAUGUUCAGUGUUUGCCAAAGAAAAUAAAGCAUUCAACAUGUAAUAAUAUUAAUUCUUGCAUGGAAGAAAACACUUUCAACGCAGAGGUUGACGCUUACCUACGUGACAGAUUAAGUUAGCUUCACCAUUUUUUCAUAUCGCAUGCCUAUGAAUAGUGUCCAAGAGAAAAUGAAACAUGACUUCUUGCAUCAAGAAAAAUAAUUUUUUUGAUGCAACAGACCACGGCCUAUUUUUCUGAUGCAACAGGUCACACACUUCACCUAAGUUAUGUUACAUAGCACACCGAUGACCACAAUAUUAUUACCCUUAAAACUCAUUACAUUGUUUUAUCAACCAGUGAUACCUGUAGUGUCUCUGUACAUUGCUAUAUAUACAUGUAUGCCCUUUAUUUUCAGAUGUUUCUUCUGGCUGGUCGUAAGAGAAAAAAGAGUACAACAUCAAACUAUCUUAUAAGCACAGAUGCAACUGACCUCUCAAGAGGUGGAGAAAGUUUUAUCGGAAAGUUAAGGUAGAGUAUCUUCAAGCUCGUUCAAAUUUUUCUUUAAAUGUUCUUAUCAUAAUUGCUCCAUGUAGAGAAUGUAUGCGGUUACCAAAUAGUUAAUUUUCUCCUAAAGAGAUCCAUUUUGCUUUUGCGUAAAUUGACAGGCCUGGAUUUGAAAAGAAAAUGAUUUUUGGGGACUGAGGACUCAUGUCUGAACAGGUCACAAUAAUGUAGUCGGUCAAAACAAAAUAAUAAAGUCUACAGACGUAAAUACAGUAAAAACCCAUGAGUAAGAACCUGCAUUUUGUGAAGGAAAAAAUAAAUUGCAGCUAAUAAACAUUCUUGGAUGAGGUUUUUGUGAUAUCCAGAAUAAUCAAGGUUGAGGAAAGUGUUGUCAGUCAACGCGAUCCAAAGGCUGAGGCUGAUAACACUUACCGAGACCUUGAUUAUUUAGGAUAUCACGUAAAUUGAAUCUAAUAAUUGUUUUAUUUUAUACUUUAUUUUGAAGAAAAUAACGACAAACACACUGUCGCAAGGAACCUGAGUUUAUAUUGUUAUUGGAAACCAUGCAGUGCACGUCUGAUUACAGAUGUAGUCAGUUUAACUUAUCUGUAGGUUGCGCUGAUUUCCAAAAUAAGCUGUAAACUCUUACCCAAUGAGAAGUCAGAUAAUGAGUACAAUGUAUAAUAAGAGUAUUUAGUGGUAGUCAGCUUUCCUUAUACAUGUAAAAUCUGCACUACAUUACAUUUGCAGUUGGACUGAUAAGGGACCUAUGGUAUGUCAGUCUUUAAAGUAGGAUCUUGAAUGUGGACUAAUAUAUCUUAUUUGCCUGGGUACAGGUGGUGUACAGAAUUUUUUUUAUAGAGAACCUGUUUCAAAUUAUAAGCUAGGGAGGUUCUUGUAUAGAGGGGGCCUUUCUGGCAAAUUUUGCCCAACAGGUUCUUACUCUCUGUUUUUAAUCCUCUAAGCCUCAAUAUCCACCUACAAAUUCUCCAAACUAGUCUCUAUACAUUUCCAAAAAGAAUAAGUAAAGAGAAUUUGAUAAAAGGUAAAUGCAUUUUUUCUCAGGUGAUUAUUUGAUCAAUUCUCACAACCUAUUUUCUUGAUUGUGUAUUGAUAUUGUUAUGGAGAAAAUUGAUGUUUGUCACUCUUGGGACUAAAAAAUAUUGUAUUUUACUUCAAAUUUAUACUUGUCAUACCCAAUAUGACCACUGGGUGCUGUUGGACAAGGGUUAGCAUUUUGAUCUGGUGACUAACAUUUUUUGCAGCUUUGGUGGAUCAAAUAAUUAUACUAACACUCUUUUCCUGAGGCUAUUAUAUUACAAGACAUGACAUUUAUAAUAUCAUAGUACUGUGUACAAUUUCUUGGCGUGCAGGUAGCCAAAAACGCCAGCUGUGGCGUGCGGAAUUAAUUCUUUUACAAAACAGAUAUAAAAAGCAAAGAGAAAAAAAAAAAAAAAAAAGAGAGAGAGAAAAAAGAAAAGCAAAGAGAAAAGAAAAGAAAGAAUAUUUGUGGUAAAGUCAAAAGCAAGAAAGACAAGUCUGUUUAAUGCAAGUCGUGAAAGAAGCUAGUAUGAGUUUUAGGAUUUCGGGAUUUUAUUUCUUGCUUUGUAUUGGCACAGUAAUUUCAUCAGACCGAUGCCAGUCGUUAAUAUACAUGUUAUGGUUGUUUCCUUACAAUCACAAGUUGCCAAAACAAUAUUUAAAAGUAUUUUGUUCAAAGAAACCCUUAGUUAUUGGGAGCUUAUAAGUUAAGAACAUUUUGGUGUUCCACAAAGUUUAAAACGUUUUGUGGGAAGCACCAUUAAAAAAUUAACAGAAAUAAUGGCCAGAGCUUAACCUUCUCUCACAUUUUUUUAAACAAUGUAGAAACCUGGUUCUCAAAUGGGAAUCAGAAAAGCUAGAAAUUAAAGAAAAAUUGCUUAAAGUCUUCAUUUUGCACAUGUGCAACGUACCAUUUCUGAAUGUUUUUCGUUUUUUUUUCUUGUUACAGAUCUAAUUUAGUGGGAACAAGGUUUACUGUGUUUAACAAUGGUGUUAACCCUAAGAAGGGAGGGUGUAUGUCAGAUGGCUCAAAUAUCCGUGAAGAAGUAGCAGCAAUUAUUUAUGUAAGUGAGGUGUUUGUUUGGUUUUUUUUAUUAUUAUUGCAAGUAAAACACACACAGAAAAGAAACAAAAAUUACACAGAAUAAAUAAAGUAAUAAAAAGAAAAAAAAACAACAAAAAAACAAAAAGCGAAUUUACACACUUACAUGGCAAUAUACUUACAAAUAUUAAAAUAUGUUACAGCAGUGCUAAUUCCAUAUAUUACUGUACUUAGUAUGUAAGUGAGGUGUUUGUUGGUGGAGAAACUACUUAUUGUAAUUUGCAGCAAAAAGACUUACAUUGUGUAAUGUUGUACAUCGUUGCACAGUGGUCUAAAAAAAGUCCUUUAUUUUCUGGCAUUUUAUUCACUCUCAUGUGGUCCAGAAAACCUGGUUGGAAGUCCACAGUAAUUGUUGCACCACUUUUUUUUUUUACCACCGUUUUUGGACACAGGCCUACCUUGAUGGGAUAGGCACGAAUGGGACCCGGGUCCCAUACCCAAUCCCUCAGCCCGGAAAGGUUGGCCACAGCACUGGGGUCUACAUCCCCUACUCUUUUCGAACAGUGGUAUGGGUUCUUUUACAUCUCACAUGAACAGAUCAGUGAAAGUGCUCUGAGAUGGGAGCUACAGUUUUUUGUCCUGAUCCGAGAAGACUAGAAAGUGUAACCAUUUGCAGAUGUCAUUACAAAGGCAGCACUUUCUUCUCAGUUAUUUAAAGACCUUGAGUGUUGGUCCGGCCGGGGUUUGAACCCCUGAUCUCCUGCUUGGCGGACUGGUGCUCUCUCAACUGAGCUAACCAGGCAGCGCUUGUGAUGUCAUCAGAUUUAAUGCUUGUUGCACAACUUUUGCAGAGCAAAGAACUUUUCCCCUGCAUGAUUGUCAUUAGUAAUCAGGGUUUGAGCCAGGCCGCGCCAUUGCGCCAAUUUCGCACUGCAAUUGGAAUUGUCCCUUUAAGAAACGGCCAAGGGGACAAUUUGUCCCCUUCAAAAUUUUGGGAAAAAACUCGAAAGGAAGCACACACGAAGAGAUUUAUUUCAGUACAGAAAUUGCAAGCUGAAACAGAUCGUGGAAAGUAUAUUUUAUCGCACCUUUAAACUUCAUUCCAGAGUUACGUUUCAGUCACGCUCUACUGCUAUUUGCUGAUUCUUCGCGCGGUCGCGGAGCCGCGAAAUUCGGCAGAAAUCUUAUCAAAUACAUGUCUGUACAACAUAUUUGAAACUUACUUCAGCUAUAGGGGCUAUUUACUUGCCAUAAACUUGCAAAUUUAUCUUGAAACUUCGUCACUGAAACGUGCAAACAGAUUAUGUUGCGAAAAACUGGGUACUAGCCAUGAAGUUAAAGGCUUUGCCAUUGGUUCAUUUCUUGAGCGUAUUGUUGUUGAAAGAGCAAAUGAUGACCUCUGUUAGAAAAACGUUAAAAAGGCUGGUCUGAUCAGCGCAAAACCGAUCGAUUUCUAGCGAAAUUUGCCUUAAAAAUAACCACAAAAUCGGCCGUUUUUUACCGAUUGCUUUUCGGUGAAGUUUGCCCCGAAAACGCCCGCGAAAUCGGCCGAUUUUUCCGCGAAUUUGCCCCUAAAAAUCCCGCGAAAUUUGACUUUUCCUUCCAAGACCUAUCAGAAGCCUUGCUAAGAAGACAAUCUCCUUUGCAUCAGCAGAAGGGUGUACAAAUUUCUGUCCCCCUAAAAAUGAAAAUGUCCCCCAAAAUUUUAGCCAAGGGGACAAAUUGUCCCCCAGUGAUCAAAUCCUAGCUCAAACCCUGAGUAACCCAGGUGGUAAAAUAACAAAAAGCAUUCAGAAAUUUGUAUCACUUUGUAUCCCUUACUUAUAGAAUAUUCAUACUCUACAGAGUUUUCCAAAAAGCCUUUCAGUAGUAAUGAAGCCGAGAGAGAGACCUGUGCAAAAGAUGGUGUAUAAUUGAUGCACAUCAUAAAAAGUUACAGAAGUACCCAUUUAUUAUGCUUCUCCACACCAUUAUCACACAAUGGCCAUUACAUUUUAGAUGUGGCCCUUAACAUUUGAAAGCCAGGGCCCAUUUAUAUAUACCUGUUUUGCCUUCCCAGUCUAUGUAAACUCCAAGUCUGGAAGGGUAGGCCCCCUUGACUUACCUGAAGUUUCUGGGCCCAGUUGAUCGAAAGGUGGAUAAUGCUACCAUGUAUCCACUGUAUAAAUCUCGUGGAUAAUGCAAUUGACUUGUAUGAAAUCAUUAUCUUACAUGUAAAAACUAACAUGGUGAAAUCAGUUAUCGGCCACUUUGACCAGGCGAUCCCGCACCUAUUUGAAAGAUUGUUUUUGAUUAGCUGGGAGAACAAUAGGGGUUAAUGUCACAAUAAUGAUGCCCCUAUCCCUGAAAACGAUGGAAGUGCAGAUUAAAGUGGACCUGAGGGAAAUAAGAGGUUUAGAACAGUGCAGGUCUACUCAUUUGACCUAGGAUAAUAUUUUGGUAUACUGAGUGGCAAUUUAACAGCUGGAUUUAAUUUGUUUUUAAUUAUCAGGAUACAAAUGUACUUGGAUUUAAAGGUCCCCGGAGAAUGACUGUUAUUCUUCCUGCGAUGGAGGAAAGACUUGUUGAUCAACAAAAGAUACCCAUGAGAAUACCUGUGCGUCCACUGACGGUAUGUUCAUUUCAACAGCAAGUUGUUUACAAGAGAUUUCAGGGGGUCAAGUGUAGCUGUACUUUGUCAUUUCCUUUUUGUAUAAGUUUUGCGUAUAACUUUAAUCAUUACACAGUGAAUUGCAAGUACAUGCAUAAUAAUAAGUAGCUUAUAUUCAGGGCCCACAGAGCGGAUUUUCAAGUUGGGGGACUAAUGCCAACACAUAAGCAAUAGCAAACUAGGGAGGUCCGCGGGCAUGCUCCCCAAGGAAAAUUUCAAAUUUAAGUCUUCUGAAAUGGCUGUAAAUGCAUCUAAAACUGCCAAUAGUAAUAUAAAUUUGUUUAUUAUUAUAAUUACAUCGGCACUUAAAACAACAAGUUAUAUUUAACCUCGCCCCCACGUUAGACCAAAAUUUGAAUGAAUAGACUUUGAAACUAAACCUAACACUUGCAAUGGUUGAGUGUUACCUGGACAUUUUUAAGUCAGAUUCUGUGAAGGUACCAAUAAAGUUGCCUUUCCGAUUGUCAUUAAUAGCUACACACUGAUUGGCAACAGCGACAAGACAAAGUUUAAUGUCUGUUCUCUGUUUGUUGGUGUUCAGUAUUGUCAGAUUACUAAACCUUGUUUGUGUGGUAAGUGACAGAUCUGGGUAACCAAAGUAAAACAAAAAUAUUUUACCAUCCAAAAAAGUGGGGGGGGCUAAAGACUCCCCAGCCCCACCCCUGGCAGGUCCCUGAUAUUGCCAGUUAAUGAUGACAACAAUGUCAAAAAAGCAACAGGUUAUUUAUGACCAAAACAGCUAGUACAACUCUGCAAGCUAAAACUGGAUCAAAGUCUUUAAUAUUUCUCUGUCAUCUUCUGGGUAAUGAGUUAUGGAUUUAAUAACAUAUUUUUUUCCUUUUCUUUGAAUUCUGAACUUAUUACACUCAGAUGCUGUCGUAAAGGAUCCAACUGGAAGAAAAUCUGCUAAAAGUUGACAAAUUAAGCAAGUUAGAGCGACAAUCAAUAAAAGCAAAUGCACUUUUUUAAAGAUAACUUUCAUUUCUCCUGCCAUUUGAUUAUGGCUUUAGCUGCCUGAUGGUUAUAUAGUUGGAAAAAAGUCACCUCUUGCAUCUGUAUCAUGGAACUAGAAAUAAUAAGUUAUUGUUUAUUAUUUGAUGCCUACAUCUUAGGAUGCUGAUGGUUUGUUGGAAAGAUACAAGAACAAAAGAAUGGAAAACCUUUUGGAAUUACACAAUAAAACCCCUGUGUGGAAUGAUGGUAUGUACAAGUCUAAACUGUAAGAAAAAAAGAAUGAUGCAGUUUGUUUGAAUGGCAUUGUUAUUGCACUUUUGGCAGUAUGAAUCAAGUGUGAUUCAACUGCAUCUUUACUGGAUUAAAAUCAAAGCUAACAGAGCUUUUCCUUUGUUUAGAUACACAGUCAUAUGUCCUUAAUUUUCAUGGAAGAGUGACACAAGCUUCAGUAAAGAACUUUCAGAUUGUUUUAGACGCGGAUGGUAAGUAAAAAUUAAAAAUGCAAGAAGCGACAAGAAGAAUUGUUGGGACCCCAGUUCCUCAAUAUUAUUAUAUUAAUUUUUGAUAGCAUCAGAUGCGAGUAAAAUAUUAGUGGGAUGAUGGAUAAACCAAGUUUGAAAAAUUUACUGAGAGCUGCAGGGUUGUUGAAAUCCAAUUGAAAUAUAAUGUAUGAUUAUCACAGGGCAAAGGUCCAUACAUGCCUGUUUUCUCUUGGCCUUAGAACUUAUGAACACUGGUACAUGUGCACUCAUUGAGUAAGUAAGGUGAUUUCUUAAAAUCGUUUGAGCGAAUUUUCAAGUAAACAAUUUGCAUUCUUUUACUGAUGAAUUGUAAAAGGGACAAAGUCCAGUAUCUUCACAUGCUAGAUUACUGUGUGAUAACUUGAAUUCCCUUACGUACGAACUACGAAAGGGGCAAAGCUCAACACUCACGUGCAAACUGUGACUGUAAAUCUCAUGCUAUCUGGCUUUUCACUGUAGUAAUUAAUUAACUUAAACGUAUGAAGACCUCUUUACUUUUGUAACCAUUGUGCCUUAAGUAAAGGCUCUUUUCUUUUAAGAAGCACAAUAACUUAUAACAGUUGCAGAAUCAAGUCAUCAUGAGAGUGAAAGACUGUUUCAUUAGUAGAAUCACACAUGACAACCUCAUCAAUAAAUUAUGAGUGCCUUAUUAGUGAAAUUGGUUCCAUCUUGGUCAAAUCCUAUUCAAUCUCUCUCAUACGUUUGCAGUGCAUCGUGAAAAACGCUUUGUUCCUGCAUUUCUUCAGGGUGUGCCAAAACCUAUGUCCGAUGGUCCAGGAUGGGUAGAAAUUUAGUUCAGACAUGUAAACCAGCACAUUUUUAAUAAGAAAAAAUACAGGAACCAUUGAAAAUUGACUUCAAAUUACAGUAGAAUUAAAAUUUAUAUUAGUCAUAAAAGCAAACCUCAUGCUGGAUGAAAUGAGGUCAAAUAUUCCUUUUAACUUUGCCAUUCUGCAGCCAUUUCAUUUGUUUUUCUGGUCUUAGUAACCAGGCCUUUUAAGACAUUUAAGUCAUUCCUACUAUUAAGAUUGUGCAUGAUAUUAUAUUUAGGUUUAAAUUAUAUUUACAAGGUUAAUAAUGUGAUUAAAAACAUAUUAAAUGCCCAACAUUUUUUGGAGUUUCAAGGUUUAAAAUCUUUUGGACCAGAACUCUUGGGUUUUGGACAGCAAAAUUUAAUAUAGCAUGAGUGCUUGUCUGAAGGACAAGUGUAGAGGAAAAUUUUUCUCUUACUCGGUUUUUGAGGUCUGUAUCAAAUACCCAUUUGUUACUUUGAGUCUGGAAAAAGAAAUUAUUGUUUUGGGAAAAAGUCUGGAAAAAGUCUUGAAUUUUGGAUCCAAAAUCUGUACAAACCCAGUUACUUGUAAUUUUCUUGGUGCCCUGGAUAUCAGGUUUAAAAAAAUUCGCAUUGUAUUUGAUCCUUUGUAUUUUUGCAUUUUAUUUUUUUGUAGUUGAUUAUAUCAUUAUGCAGUUUGGCCGAGUGGCAGAAGAUGUUUUCACGAUGGAUUACAGCUACCCAAUGUGCGCUAUUCAAGCAUUUGCUGUUGCCCUGAGCAGUUUUGAUGGGAAGUUGGCUUGUGAAUGA